Messenger RNA from Macrobrachium nipponense, 2279 nucleotides. Its product is annotated as forkhead box protein D2-like. Bases 250 to 1464 code for a protein of 404 amino acids. NCBI's taxonomy places the organism in Eukaryota, Metazoa, Arthropoda, Malacostraca, Decapoda, Palaemonidae. The record is from RefSeq and is a predicted model, not a curated record. Gene Ontology annotation, biological process: regulation of transcription by RNA polymerase II; cell differentiation; anatomical structure morphogenesis. Gene Ontology annotation, molecular function: RNA polymerase II cis-regulatory region sequence-specific DNA binding; DNA-binding transcription factor activity, RNA polymerase II-specific. The transcript has a single exon.
AGGCGACGAAAGAGGAAAGAGCCGUCUCUCGACUCUCGAGUCUCGAUUCUCCCCUGUGGGACUUAGUUUCGCAUCUGCUCUGGAGACGAUUUGCCACCGAGAGUCUCUCCAGCUCCCUCUAGACUCUGUCUGCCUCAGGUGUGCUUUGUUUUGAUAAGCAGUGGACUGCUUCAUGAGGUGUUAUUGGUGCAAGGUGUUGGUGAACUGUGUCUUUAUUGUCCAAGAGAAACGGCGCAGCCCCGUUGGACCAUGCCCGUGUAUGAGGCAGUCAUGACCGACUCUCAGUGUUUAUCGCCAGGGGAAGAGCUCGUCGUUGCCCCUACCCAGUUCAGCGAGGACGAAGGCGAGUCUUGUCCAGUGGGCGCCGACGUAGACGACGAUGAAUCCCGCCCCUUGCAGGAGACAGCGGAGGAGGGCUCCUCCGACGGUGACAAGAAGACCGGCGGCCCCGUCAAGCCGCCGUACUCCUACAUCGCGCUCAUCACGAUGUCUAUCCUGCAGGCGCCGAAGAAGCGCGUCACCCUGAGCGAGAUCUGCGAAUUCAUCAUGGGGCGCUUCCCCUACUACAAGGCCAAGUUCCCCGCGUGGCAGAACUCCAUCCGGCACAACCUCUCGCUGAACGACUGCUUCGUGAAGGUGCCCCGCGAACCGGGGAACCCCGGUAAAGGGAACUACUGGACGCUCGACCCCGGCGCCAUCGACAUGUUCGACAACGGGUCCUUCCUCAGGAGGAGGAAGAGGUACAAACGCCAACAUCCCGACUUCCUGAACGACCCGCACGUCUUCUCCCUGCUGGCCGCGGGGGUCGUCGACCCCUACCAUCUCCAUCACAGCCACCUGCACCAGCAGCAGCAGCAACAGCAGGCAGCAGCAGCAGCAGCAGCUGCUUCAGCGUUCCUGGGGCCUCACCCGAUGCUCCACCGCCCAGUGCCUUUCGCCCACCACCCGUACAUGCCACCGGCGCAGUUCCACGCCCAUCACGUCGCGCUCUCGCAGCAGGAGAGUUUCUUCAGGCAUCUCAGGGGAUCCUUGGCGCCUCCUAUUCAGAACUUACCUGCCCCUGCGAUAGUGAGUGGAGGACUGAAUAACGGAGGAGGGACGGGAGUCGUAGGGGGAGGAAGUCUCUUCGCGCCCACGCCCGUCAAGCCCGUGGUCACGACGUCCCCUUCACCCCCAUUGACGCGCCCGCCUCCCCGCCCGGCGUUCACCAUCGACGCGAUCAUGGGGCACGACAAAUCGCCUCCUCCUCCUCCUUCCCCAUCAGCGCCGUCGUCGUCGCCUCCGACGGGAAGCGGACCGAGCGCCCUGCCGGCCUUGCCGUUGACGGCCCUCAACCCGGAGCCCUUCUCCCGGCUUCUCAUGGCGCCGUUCCUGUCCCAGAAUCUCGUCAGACCGACCAUAGGAAGCGCCCUUCAGCGGCCGCCGUUGCCACCCACCUCGCUGCCUCCGUCGACGACGCGGUGAGGACAGAAGGGAAGAAGGAACCUCCGUCCGUCUCAUCAUCAUCGUCAUUCUUCAUCUCAUUCAUUCGACCGCUCGACGCCCUUUGGGCACCGCAUUGUUUUCUAAGUCAAUCAUUUUCUCUGCAUUGUUUUACGUUUCAGUUUUUUCUUCUUCUUUUUAUUAAGUGCCCUUUAACAGGAACAAAAGUUGUUUCAUGUUUGUUAUCCCAAUUUAUUGUUAAACUGUGCAGAUCGCUACAUUCGCCAUACUCCUGUGAAUAAAAAGACAUUUUUAUUAUAUAAAUAUUCAUUACUCUAAUUUUUCUAUAAAGAUAUUCACGAGUUUCACAUAAACACUAUUUUCAUUUUAUAAAUAUUCAUGAGUUUUACAUAAAAAUAAAAUUUUUAUAAAUAUUUAUGAGACUUACAUAGAUUAUUUCUUUUUUAUGACUAUAUAUGAAUUUUACAUAGACACUUUUUCCGUUUACGAUUUGCUUCGUCGAUGGACCCAGUGAAAAAGACAAAAAAAAAAAAAAUAAAUGUUUUUAUUUAACAAACCGUCCAAAAGAAGGCGACCAAGGCUCGAAGGAAGGUGCGUAAACAGACGUAAACAGAACACGCCCGCUGUAGAACGCUUCCUUUUGUCUCAAAACCAUCCUCUGUUUGUUAUGUUCUCCUCACGACAUUCCUCCAUUGUCACGCCUUUUGUAAAUCAAGUCAGUCAUCUUUCUUAUUGUAAAAUUUGUAAGUCUCCUAUUCUAAUCCUGUAAAUAUUCAACGGCUGUACAUAUUGUAAAUGACUUAUAUUAUCAUUUUUUUAAAAAUUAAACUUUAUAA